AAGCAUGGUUUCCUUCUGAAAGUCACCUUUGACCAUGAAUGCGCAACCUAAGUCAGGCUUUGUCCUGGCCGCCCGCUACGCUGUGCCUUUUGUUUUGCUGCUGAUCCCUAUCUGGUUGAGCAGGAUCAAUGCUCUCGUCCCCGAUCCGUAUCUAGACGAAGCGUUCCAUGUUCCCCAAGCGCAGGCUUACUGGGCGCACAAAUGGACCCAUUGGGAUCCGAAGAUUACGACCCCUCCCGGCCUGUAUCUCUGGUCUUAUGGGUUGUGUGCUGUCCUUUUGUUCCUGCGUGGUUCUCCUACGGAGCUUACGCCGGAAGUGCUGCGCGCGACAAACGUGGCAGCUACUGCGAUUGCGCUACCAUAUCGGUUGCAGACACUGCUGGAUAGACUGCGCAAAACCCGCAACACCCGUCCUUCUGGAGCUUGGCUUAGCCAUACUGUGCUGAACAUCUGUCUCUUUCCGCCGAUUUUCUUCUUCUCUGGGCUGUACUAUACCGAUAUCCUUGCCUUGCUUGUGGUUGUUGAAGCAUACAACUGGGACCUCAAGCGUUCCUCGGAUGGUGCAUCGGCUCUGCUCAAGUCCGUGGUUUUUGUCAUGCUAGGACUGGCUGCGCUGGCCUUUCGACAAACCAACAUUUUCUGGGUGGCCAUCUUCUUGGGUGGACUGCAGGUGGUUCGACAAUUGAGACUGAAAUCCAAGCAGUGUCGGUCGUCGGGUUUCGCGGAUAUUGCUCAACAAGGGUGGAGGAAUGAGCUCUACGACCCACUCGUCUCCGAGGCUUCUAUUGCAGACUACUUCAAAACCUCUCUUUCGCUGCUGACGGUUGCCGUGGGUAAUCUGGGCACCGUCAUCUGUUCGGCCUUUCCGUACCUCCUUAUACUUGCAGGAUUCGGAGCGUUUGUCUUGUGGAACGAUGGAGUUGUUCUAGGGCAUAAGGAGUUUCACACUGCCGGCAUCCAUCUGCCUCAGAUGCUUUAUAUCUGGCCCUAUAUUGUGUUCUUCUCCUGGCCACUACUGCUUGGACCAGUCAUCAACCUGGCUCUCCCUAAGUCCCUCCUUCCGAAAUUCAUCGACUUCGGCUUUCCUCAGAAACAGAAGGGCUUCCCGAAGUUGCUGACAGCUCUUGUUAUAAUCCCAAUCAUGCUGGCUGUGGUGCACUUCAACACCAUUGUGCAUCCCUUUACGCUAGCUGAUAACCGCCAUUACGUCUUCUACGCGUUCCGAAUCCUCCUCCGAACUCAUCCGGCGGUCAAGUACGCCGCUGUUGUCGUCUACUUCCUUUGCGCGUGGAUGGUGAUCUCUGCUCUCGGGUUCUCCACUGCUCCUCAGCCCCCACAGUUGAAGCAGAUCUCGCAGCCUGCAGCCUGGAAGAACCCCGAAGCACAAAAAGAGCCUACGGAGAAGAAGCCGGAACGCAAACAGAAGACGUCGAAGAAACCUGCCAAAGUGCCUAAGCCGGAGCCCAUCUCGGAAGAGGCAUUUCUCAAGAUUCAGGCCCACCUCAUUACGCGCCAGAAGCAACAGCAAGGUGCACCGCAGGUGAGCUUCGUGCUCGUCUGGCUCGCGGCCACGGCACUCUCCCUUGUCACUGCUCCUUUGGUUGAGCCACGGUAUUUUAUCAUCCCGUGGGUCAUGUGGCGUCUCCAUCUGCCACCCCAGCCGACACCGCUGGUGCAUCGGCGUCCUCAAAAUGGCAUUGAUGAACUCAAUGCGAAGAUGGCCACCAACUUUCCGUUGUUCUUGGAAACAUACUGGUUCUUGGUUAUCAAUGCAGUGACGGGGUACAUUUUCUUGUAUUGUGGCUUCGAAUGGCCACAGGAACCAGGGAAGGUCCAGCGGUUCAUGUGGUGAUUUUCCAGGCCGUUUGGUGGGUGUAUGAUAGAAGUGCCACAUGUAGAAAACUGUAUUAUUAGUG
Aspergillus homomorphus CBS 101889 is the source of this 1916-nucleotide messenger RNA. It is a transcript of the gene alg10, whose product is annotated as dolichyl-P-Glc:Glc(2)Man(9)GlcNAc(2)-PP-dolichol alpha-1,2- glucosyltransferase. Bases 35 to 1852 code for a protein of 605 amino acids. Gene Ontology annotation, biological process: dolichol-linked oligosaccharide biosynthetic process; protein N-linked glycosylation. The record is from RefSeq and is a predicted model, not a curated record. Gene Ontology annotation, molecular function: dolichyl pyrophosphate Glc2Man9GlcNAc2 alpha-1,2-glucosyltransferase activity. The transcript is spliced from 3 exons. Gene Ontology annotation, cellular component: endoplasmic reticulum. NCBI's taxonomy places the organism in Eukaryota, Fungi, Ascomycota, Eurotiomycetes, Eurotiales, Aspergillaceae.